Molecule: messenger RNA, 3425 nt
Organism: Harmonia axyridis
Lineage: Eukaryota; Metazoa; Arthropoda; Insecta; Coleoptera; Coccinellidae
Product: ATP-binding cassette sub-family F member 1
Exons: 20
Coding region: 132-3395 (1087 amino acids)
Molecular function (GO): ATP binding; ATP hydrolysis activity
Source: RefSeq, a predicted model, not a curated record
GGAUUUCACAUCUACGAUUUAUAGGUUAGAAAGUACUUUUCAAAGCCUGUUUAUCUGGUGUAGAAGUUUAUUUAUCAUUUCAUUGGUAUUUAUUUCAUUCUAUCCAUAUCAUUCUUUCAACUUUCACCAAUAUGUCUAAAAAAUCAAAUAAGAAAAAUAAAAUUGUCAAUGAAGAUGAUGAUUUCAAUUCAAAAAAUGGUGUAGCCCUUAAACGUAAGGACUUGAAGAAAAAAGGUAAAGGUGAUUACAGUGAGGAUGAAGAUGAUCUUAAAUCAAAAACUAAGGUCGAUGAGAAAUUGGAAAUGGGAUCUAAAAAAAAGUCUACACUAGAUGAAAAGGACACUGAACAAAAACCUGAAACAAAGAAGAAGGGUUCCAAAAAAGGCAGAUCAAAGGAUGAUUGGUCAGAUAAGGGAAGUGAUAUUGAAUUGAAAUUAUCUGAAGAUGAGGAAUCAGUACCAAUUGCAAAAAAAGGCAAAAAAGGAAAGCAAAUAAAGUCCACUAAAGGUAAAUCAAAAAAUGUGAUUGAAGCUAGUGAUGAGGAACAAAAAAAGUCAGAUGAUGAGAAACCUCCUGAACCAGUCAUCAAAGAAAAAAAGGGAAAACGACAAAAUAAAACUGCCAAAGGAAAGGCUAAAAAUGAUGAUUGGUCUGAUAAGGAUAGCGAGGUUGAUAUGAAUUUAUCAGAAGAUGAAAAGCCUGUUGCACCAAUACCUAAAGGAAAGAAAGGAAAACAGAAAACAAAAGGAAAAUCGAAAAAUGAUGAUUGGUCUGAUAAAGAUAGUGAUGUUGACGUGAAUUUAUCAGAAGAUGAAAAGCCAGUUGCACCAAUACCUAAAGGAAAGAAGGGAAAGCAGAAAACAAAAGGAAAAUCGAAAAAUGAUGAUUGGUCUGAUAAGGAUAGCAAUGUUGACAUCAAUCUAUCAGAAGAUGAGAAGCCAGCAGUUCCAGUUCCCAAGGGAAAGAAAGGAAAACAGAAUAAAAACACAAAAGGAAAAUCCAAGAAUGAUGAUUGGUCUGAUAAAGAUAGUGUUGAAAUGGACAUUUCAGAAGAUGAAAAACCACCUGUUCCAAUUACCAAAGGAAAAAAAUCAAAACAGAAUAAGUCUACAAAAGGAAUAUCCAAAAAUGAAGAAAUGCCUAGUGUCGAAAGUGAUAUGGAAUUAGAUGAAUCAGAAGAUGAAAAACCAGUAUUGCCUGUGGUCAAAGAAAAAAAAGAAAAAUUAAAUGAAGCUUCCAAGAGUACAUUAAAGAUAGAAAGUUUAUCUGGAGACAAUGAUAUUGAAAAAACAGAUAAAGACAACGUCCCAGAAGAAAUUGAAAGCAAUGUGGCUAAAGAUGAAUCUAAACUUGAUGAGAAGAAGUCUGAUAAUAUUGAACAAGUUAAAGUAGAAGAACCAAUUAAAAAAGAGAAGAAAAUUAAAACUAAAACAGUUGAAGAAAUAAAAGAUGAAGUAGCUACAGAAAAGUUACCUAAUGAAGAAUCCAUUGAGAAAUUAGCUGAAGAAGUUGACAAUAUGAAGAUUGCCAGCGAGAAAGUAGAAGAGAAAAAUAGUGUGAGCUCUGAAAAAAAAAUGACCCACAAAGAAAAGAAGAAAAUGAAAAAACAACAGGACUAUGAGAAACAGAUGGAAACAAUGCUGAAAAAAGGAGGACAAGGACAUUCGGAACUUGAUAGCAAUUUCACAGUAUCUCAAGCUCAAAAGUCCAAAGGACAAUUGGAAGCUCUAGAAAAUGCUGUAGACAUCAAAGUUGAAAAUUUCACUAUCUCAGCUAAAGGAAAUGAUCUCUUUGUUAACGCAUCUCUACUAAUUGCCAACGGAAGACAUUAUGGUUUAGUUGGACCCAAUGGUCAUGGAAAAACUACUCUUCUUCGACACAUUGCAUCAAGAGCAUUUGCUAUUCCUCCAAAUAUAGAUAUUCUAUAUUGUGAACAAGAAGUAGUGGCCGAUGAUUUCACAGCUGUUGAAUCUGUACUGAAAGCUGAUGUAAAAAGAACAAAAUUGUUGGAAGAAGUGAAAAAACUUGAGGAAACAUUCAAUCUGGGUGAUUUGGAAGUUCAAGACAAACUUAAUGAAGUGUAUGCAGAAUUGAAAGCUAUUGGAGCUGAUUCUGCAGAGCCAAGAGCACGCAGAAUCUUGGCAGGUUUGGGAUUUUCUAAAGAAAUGCAGGACAGAGCAACUAAGAAUUUCUCUGGAGGUUGGCGAAUGAGAGUUUCUCUGGCUAGAGCUUUAUAUUUGGAACCUACCCUGUUACUUCUUGAUGAACCUACAAACCAUUUGGACUUAAAUGCAGUAAUUUGGCUAGAUAAUUAUUUACAAGGAUGGAAGAAAACAUUACUUAUAGUUUCUCACGAUCAAUGUUUCUUAGAUAAUGUUUGUAAUGAUAUUAUUCAUUUGGAUACACAGAAAUUACACUACUACAAGGGUAACUACUCAAUGUUCAAAAAAAUGCAUGAACAGAAAAGGAAGGAAAUGAUUAAAGAAUAUGAAAAACAAGAAAAACGUUUGAAGGAAAUGAAAUCUCAUGGAACUUCCAAAAAACAAGCUGAAAAGAAACAGAAGGAAGCGUUGACCAGAAAACAAGAGAAAAAUAGGAGUAAGGUUAUGAAAGAAGAAGAAACAGUACCUACGGAACUUCUUCAAAGGCCUAAAGAUUAUAAUGUGAAAUUUUCAUUUCCUGAACCACCACCCUUACAACCGCCAAUCUUGGGUUUGCAUGAUGUGACUUUUGCUUAUGAAGGUCAAAAACCUCUUUUUGUUAAUGUUGAAUUUGGAAUUGAUAUGAGUAGUAGGGUAGCUAUUGUUGGUCCUAAUGGGGUAGGAAAAUCCACAUUCCUAAAAUUGUUAACUGGCGACUUGGAACCUACUAAGGGAGAAGUUAGGAAAAAUUAUAGACUGAGAAUUGGAAGGUUUGAUCAGCAUUCAGGAGAACAUUUAACUGCAGAAGAGACUCCAUCUGAGUAUUUAAUGAGAUUAUUUAAUUUGCCUUAUGAAAAGGCUAGAAAACAGCUUGGUACAUUUGGUCUAGCAAGCUUUGCACACUCAAUAAAAAUGAAAGAUUUGUCUGGAGGUCAAAAAGCUAGAGUAGCUUUAGCUGAGUUAUGUUUGAAUGCUCCGGAUGUACUCAUUUUGGAUGAACCUACAAAUAAUUUGGAUAUUGAGUCAAUUGAUGCAUUAGGAGAAGCAAUAAAUGAAUUUAGUGGAGGAGUUAUAAUAGUGUCUCACGACGAAAGGCUCAUAAGGGAAACGGAUUGUGCAUUAUUUAUUAUAGAAGACCAGACAAUAAAUGAGAUGGAUGGUGACUUUGAUGACUACAGAAAAGAACUUCUGGAAAGUCUUGGUGAAGUUAUCAAUAAUCCUAGUAUAGCUGCUAAUGCUGCUGUUCAACAAUAGAAAAAUAUAAAAUAAUUAUUUUAAUAAAAA